Molecule: messenger RNA, 4083 nt
Organism: Aspergillus ochraceoroseus IBT 24754
Lineage: Eukaryota; Fungi; Ascomycota; Eurotiomycetes; Eurotiales; Aspergillaceae
Product: phosphoribosylformylglycinamidine synthase
Exons: 1
Coding region: 1-4083 (1360 amino acids)
Biological process (GO): 'de novo' IMP biosynthetic process
Molecular function (GO): phosphoribosylformylglycinamidine synthase activity
Source: RefSeq, a predicted model, not a curated record
AUGGCCUCCGACUCUACCUACUUCGCUCUCCCAGGCACCGUUGCCUUCUCCCAUUCUCGUGGCCAUGCAGUGGCUGCUUCCAUCGGAGCGCAGAACGUCCGUGCUCAAUGGAUUCACUACGUCCAUACGUCUCAGCCUCUAGACGAGCCCCAACAAGAUAUCCUAGAGCAGCUCCUCCGUUAUGGUGAUAUCACCGAUAUUCCCCCAUCGUUCAGUGCUGAAGACGGCCAAUUCGAUGUUUUCUACGUUUUCCCCCGAACUGGAACCAUCUCCCCAUGGAGCUCCCAGGCUACCGGUAUCUCGCAUGUCUGCGGCCUGAAAAAGUGCGUGAAGCGUAUUGAGCGGGGAAUGAAGAUCUCCUGUCUUCGCCCAGAGACUGGUGAUUACAAGCCAGGAUUCAAGGAUAUCUUGCACGACCGGAUGACCCAAAUCCUCAGCCAGGACGAGCCUGACCUCCACCUGAUGUUCUCUGAACACAGCCCCCUCCCUCUCGAGACCAUCCCCCUCACUAGGAGCGACAAAUCGCCCAAGGAGGUAUUGCAGGAGGCCAAUAAACGUAUGGGAUUAGCUCUAGAAGACUCAGAGAUUGAUUACCUGGCGGCAGCCUACGGACCAGAUGGGCCUCUGGCGCGUGAUCCUACUGAUGUGGAGCUGUUCAUGUUCGCCCAGGUCAACUCGGAACACUGUCGUCAUAAGCAGUUCAAUGCCUCUUGGACCAUUGACGGGAUGGAGAUGCCCAAUAGCCUGUUCUCCAUGAUCCGCAACACCCACCGGAAGAAUCCGGAAUAUACCGUCAGCGCAUACAGCGACAACGCCGCUGUGCUUGAAGGUUUUAGCGCCGCUUUUUGGGCUCCCGACUCCGUCACCGGAGAAUGGAACCACACAAAGGAAAUUGUUCAUUUCUUGGCCAAGGUUGAAACCCAUAACCAUCCUACCGCCGUAUCUCCCUACCCUGGUGCUGCAACCGGAUCUGGUGGUGAGAUUCGUGAUGAAGGUGCCGUCGGACGAGGCUCAAAACCCAAGGCCGGUCUGGCUGGUUACUGUGUGUCCGAUCUCCACAUCCCGGGCUUGGAACAGCCCUGGGAGUUGGAUGUCGGUAAGCCAAACCAUAUCGCAAGCAGCUUGGACAUCAUGUUGGAGGCCCCCAUCGGAAGUGCUGCUUUCAACAAUGAAUUCGGUCGACCUUGCAUUGCCGGGUACUUCCGUACUCUGUUGACAGAGAUUGACAUUGGAAAUGGUGAGAAGGAGGUCCGUGGUUAUCACAAGCCCAUCAUGAUUGCUGGAGGUGUUGGAACCGUCCGACCUCAGCACGCUAUUAAGAAGCCAGAUGCUGUCAAGCCCGGUGCAUUCCUCGUUGUCUUGGGCGGCCCUGCCAUGCUUAUUGGUUUGGGUGGAGGCGCCGCCUCCAGUAUCACCUCUGGUGAAGGAUCCGUCGACCUUGACUUUGCCAGUGUGCAGAGAGGUAACGCUGAAGUCCAAAGAAGAGCUCAGGAGGUUAUCAACGCGUGUGUGGCUAUGGGGGACAACAACCCGAUCAAGUUUAUUCACGAUGUUGGCGCGGGUGGUCUGUCUAACGCCCUCCCAGAGCUGAUCCAUGACUCGGGAUUGGGCGCGACUUUCGAACUGCGUGAGAUUGACAGCGCUGACAGAAGUAUGAGCCCCAUGCAAAUCUGGUGCUGCGAAGCGCAAGAGAGAUACGUCAUGGCGGUUGGUGAAGAGUCUAUGAAUAAGUUUACUGCUAUUUGCCAUCGUGAACGCUGUGGUUUCUCCGUUGUUGGCCGUGGAGCCGGCGGUUCAGAAGAAGAAAAGCGACUGAUUCUUCUUGACAGAGAAUCCAAGGAACACCCAACUGUUAUUGACCUUCCUCUGUCCGUCCUUUUCGGAAAGCCUCCAAGGAUGACUCGAACUGUCGACUCCCGGAAAUUGAAGCUCCCUUCGGUGGACUCGAGUCUCACCACCUAUCUCCCUUCUCUCGCACCAAACCGGGCCGAACUCAUUGGUGAAGCCGCUAACAGAGUUCUUUCCCUUCCCGCAGUGGGCUCUAAGUCUUUCCUCAUCACAAUCGGUGACAGGACCGUCGGUGGCUUGACUGCUCGUGAUCAGAUGGUGGGUCGCUGGCAGACACCAGUCGCCGAUGUGGCUGUCACUGCCACCGCAUUGGUCCAAGGUCUGACGUCCGGUGAAGCCAUGGCCAUGGGUGAGAAGCCGACUCUUGCGUUGAUCUCUCCCGGUGCAUCCGCACGCAUGGCUGUUGCUGAGUCGUUGAUGAACCUCGCCGCUGCCGACCUUGUUGACCGUUUGAGCCAUGUGAAGCUUUCUGCCAACUGGAUGUCCGCCAGCAGCCACCCCGGAGAGGGAGCGGCCAUUUACGAGGCUGUCGAGGCAAUUGGUAUGGAUCUGUGCCCUAAGCUUGGUAUCAGCAUUCCGGUUGGCAAAGAUUCUAUGUCUAUGAAGAUGAAGUGGAAGGAUGAAUCCUCCGGCCAGGCCAAGGAAGUUACCGCCCCUAUGUCCUUGGUAAUCUCUGCGUUUGCUCCGGUUGAGAAUUUCCGCAAGACCUGGACUCCCGCUCUUCGUCAUCCUGAGGAUGUCGGUGACACUGUCCUCAUGUUUGUCGACCUCUCCUUCGGCCGGAAGGCGCUGGGUGGAUCCGCCCUUGCCCAGGUGUUCAACCAAGUUGGCUCCGAGUGCCCCGAUAUUCGCGAUAUUGAGAUAUUCAAGGACUUUUUCGACGCUACCCAACAACUGCAGGAUGCAGGAAUUGUUUUGGCUUACCACGACCGAUCCGAUGGUGGCUUAUUCACGACCCUCGCAGAGAUGAUGUUUGCCGGACGUUGCGGCGUUGAGAUUAUGCUCGACAACAUCUGCCCAGCCUACAAUACCGCCAGUAUCGUGGAAAGCCUGUUCAACGAAGAAUUGGGAGCCGUGUUCCAGGUUCGCAAGGAGCACGAAAUCCAGUUCCGUUCAUGCUUCGCAACCUGCGGUCCUCCUGCUGGCCUGAUCCACAAGAUCGGUCGGGUUUCUGAGAGACCUAAGCAGAACCUUGCUAUCUACCACAAGGCCAGCCUUGUGUACCGCAACACCCGUGCCAGCCUCCAGCAGACUUGGGCUACAACUUCGUACCACAUGCAGAAGAUGCGUGACAAUCCUUCUUGUGCAGAUCAGGAGUUUGCCAAUAUUCUAGACGACACAGACCCCGGUCUAUCGUGGAACCCAACCUUCGAUCCCAAGGACCGAGCCCUCCCCUUCCUCACCAGCUUGACCUCACUGUCUCCCUUCAGCAACAAGCCCCGUGUUGCCAUUCUCCGCGAACAGGGUGUCAACAGUCAGGCAGAGAUGGCCUUUGCCUUCAACAUGGCCGGCUUCGCCGCCGUCGAUGUCCAUAUGACCGACAUCAUCUCUGGUCGAGUCUCUCUUGCCAGCUUCGUCGGUCUCGCCGCCUGCGGUGGUUUCUCCUACGGUGACGUCCUUGGUGCCGGUCAGGGCUGGUCCAAGUCUGUUCUUCUUCAUGAAAACACCCGCGCCGAGUUCCAGAACUUCUUCCAACGCCCGGACACCUUCGCCCUCGGUGUUUGCAACGGCUGUCAAUUCCUCUCCCGUCUCCAGGAGCUCAUCCCUGGGGCCCAGAACUGGCCUACAUUCGAACGUAACGCCAGCGAACAAUACGAGGGUCGCGUCUGCAUGGUCCGCAUCGCUGACCCAGAUCCUUCCCGCCCCAGUGUUUUCUUCCACGGCAUGCAUGGGUCCUCCUUCCCCAUUGCCGUUGCCCACGGCGAGGGUCGCGCCUCUUUUGUCGCCUCCAAUGCUACCCCGGAGUCCUUCGUCAGACAGGGUCUCGCAGCUGUACAGUACGUGGACAAUGCUACUCUCAAGCCUACCAUGAAGUACCCCUUCAACCCCAACGGCAGUCCCGAGGGUAUUGCAGGCGUGCGCAGCGAUGAUGGCCGUGUCCUUGCUAUCAUGCCUCACCCUGAGCGAACCAUCAUGGGCGGUGUUGCUAGCUGGCUGCCCGCCAGAGCCCAAGAAUGGGGUGAUAUUGGCCCAUGGGGUCGUAUGUUCUUCAGUGCCAGAAGAUGGGUGGGUUAA